Podarcis muralis (Common wall lizard) is the source of this 1792-nucleotide messenger RNA. RefSeq lists its product as uncharacterized. The record is from RefSeq and is a predicted model, not a curated record. Gene Ontology annotation, biological process: regulation of DNA-templated transcription. Lineage: Eukaryota; Metazoa; Chordata; Lepidosauria; Squamata; Lacertidae.
UCCUGCCUCAGGAAAUCCAAAGUCAGGUCCGGGAUCGGAGCCCAGAGACCUGCGCCCAAGCAGUGGCCCUGGCGGAAGGCUUCAUUCUGAGGCAGCAGGAAGAACAGGGGCACGAGCCGUUCCGAGAGGUGGCUGUGGAUUUUUCUGAAGCGCAGAGAGCUCCGCUGGAUGCCAGGCAGAGGCAGCUUGGCAGGGAGGUCAGGAAAGCAAGAUAACGGCGGCACCUGCCUAGUGGGCACCACUAACACAGCCAGCAGAACCAAGGAGCAAUUUGAACACCAGGGAUCGAGGAGGGAAGACGUAGAGGAAGAGGCGGCAGCACCUGCAGCCCUGGAGGGAGCCCAAAGGAAAGAGAAAUCCCACCUCUGCAUCGAAUGUGGCAAGAGCUUCACCCGCCCCUCAGACCUGGCCAAGCACCUGAACGUCCACACAGGAGAAAAGCCCUACCUGUGCGUCGAGUGCGGGAAGAGCUUCAGCCAGCUCUCACACCUUACGAGACACCAGAAAAUCCACUCGGGAGAGAAGCCCCACAUCUGCUCCGAGUGCGGGGACACCUUCAGCCAGCGAGCGUACCUUGUAAGUCACCAGAGAAGCCAUUCGGGAGAGCAGCCCUACCGCUGCUCCUACUGCCAGAAAUGCUUCAGCCACCAGUCGGCCCUGAAGAUCCACGAGCGGAACCACAUGGGCCAGAAGCCCUACGCCUGCGCCGACUGCGGGAAACGCUUCGUCUCCUCUUCCUCCCUCACCACCCACCGGAGGAUCCACACGGGGGAGAAGCCCCACGCCUGCAGCGUGUGCGGGAAGAGGUUCAUCCAGCACUCCAACCUCGUCUCCCACCAGCGGACGCACUCGGGGGAGAAGCCCUUCUCCUGCAAAGUGUGCGGCCGGAGGUUCGCCUACCCUUCCGACCUCACCAGGCACCAAAAGAUCCACACGGGAGAGAAGCCCUACCCGUGCGACGAGUGCGAGAGGCGCUUCACCAGGCUCUCGGACCUGAUCACGCACCAGAGGAUCCACACGGGGGAGAAGCCCUACCGCUGCAUGGAGUGCGGGCGGAGGUUCAGGCAGAGGGGGGUGUUGGUGAAACACCAGAAGUGCCAUUCGAAAGAGAACCCGAGAGGAGGCGAGUCGGCGGAGUCUCAGCCCGGCGGCGAGUUCAAACUCUGCGAGAUCAAGCAAGAGAAAGAAGAACUGGAGAGCCUGGCAGAAUCCGGUUUGAUUCCUUCUCCCAGCUCCUGAUGCUCACCAUCACUCUCUUACGCCGCUGCACCAGAGGGAGGAACGAUCUCGUAGGCUACCCAGAAGGGUUUUCACUGUGCUUUUAUUUCUUUUUUUUUAGUUAAAUAGUUCCCCUUCUUUUGGUGCUGGCUAAAACCGGUUCCAAGAGCAGCUAUCCAUUGCCACCUGCCGCUUGGCCUGUGAACAGAUGUUGGGAAGCGGGGUGGAGUGUGUGCAUUUUGUGGAUGGGGAGAAAGGACGCAAGGAAUCCGCCUCACCCUCUCCCGCUUCACACGGCUGAAUGGCCUGCUGUCACGGCAACCUUUGGAAGAAGCGGAGGCGAGGUGGAACGCUCUGUGUACAGCAGUCAAAUACACCUGUCUAAAGCAGCUGGCCUGUCUGUGUUUUAGCUAGAUGCGAAAGGGACGGCAGGGAAAUAGGAUUUCCUCUCUGCUACCUUGAGGGAGAAGCUGGAUGCAGUGGUCUACUUUGUACGUCUCCAAAGGGACAAUGGCAUCUUCAACGCCAGACAUUGUUGCUGGGCUGGGCUGGAAGUGAAUGCAGCUGACAGGGG